Molecule: messenger RNA, 204 nt
Organism: Colletotrichum costaricense
Lineage: Eukaryota; Fungi; Ascomycota; Sordariomycetes; Glomerellales; Glomerellaceae
Exons: 2
Coding region: 1-204 (67 amino acids)
Source: RefSeq, a predicted model, not a curated record
AUGUUUAUUCUCAAGUCUACGGACGAUGCUCCGUCCAGCCAUCCCCAACCAACCCCGGACGACAUGUCUCCCGCGGCUCCGAACCGGAGUCCAGAUGGGCUUUGUUCGGGGCCACAGCAUCGAGGCCUGGGUAUCACGGUCCCAAUCUGGUCUCACUCGCAGUUGGGCCCUAUUGCCCUACACUACGGAUCGUUCACCGAGUAA